AUGGCAAACAAUGAGGCGUUCAGGAGCUUCACGGUACCAUUCGUGACACACGAGCCGAGUCGGCGACCAACUGCUGACAGCAUCCUGAACGAGCAGUUUUCAGCGUUACGCAUGGAGGAAUUGCUGGAGGAGGACGACAGAAAGGAGGAGGAGAAGGAGGAGGAAAAGAAGGAGGAGGAGGAGAAGGAGGAAGAGAAGAACGAGAAGAAUGAGAAGAACGAGAAGAACGAAAAGAACGAGAAGCAGGAAAGAAAGGAGGAGAGCGAGAAGGAGGUGGAGGAAGAGAGCGAGAAAAAGGAGAAAAAAGAGGUGGAGACGUAG
Linnemannia hyalina is the source of this 321-nucleotide messenger RNA. Lineage: Eukaryota; Fungi; Mortierellomycota; Mortierellomycetes; Mortierellales; Mortierellaceae. The record is from the annotation of a GenBank genome assembly.